AUGGGAAGAUGCCCCCAGGAAGAUGCAGGAAGAUGCCCUCAGGAAGAUGCCCCAGGAAGAUGCCCCCAGGAAGAUGCCUUCCCGCCCCUUCAGGAAGUGCCCUCAUGCCCUCAGGAGAUGCCCUCAGGAAGAUGCCCCAGGAAGAUGCCCCAGGAAGAUGUCCCAGGAAGAUGCCCUCAGGAAGAUGCCCUGCCAGCCCUCAGGAAGAUGCCCAGGAAGAUGCCCCAGGAAGAUGCCCAGGAAGAUGCCCUCAGGAAGAGCCCCAGCCCUCAGGAAGAUGCCCUCAGGAAGAUGCCUUCAGGAAGAUGCCCCAGGAAGAUACCCUCAGGAAGAUGCCUUCAGGAAGAUGCCCUCAGGAAGAUGCCCUCAGGAAGAUGCCCUCAGGAAGAUGCCCUCAGGAAGAUGCCCUCAGGAAGAUGCCCCCAGGAAGAUGCCCUCAGGAAGAUGCCCCCAGGAAGAUGCCCCUCAGGAAGAUACCCUCAGGAAGAUGCCUUCAGGAAGAUGCCUCAGGAAAUACCCUCAGGAAGAUGCCUUCAGGAAGAUGCCCUCAGGAAGAUGCCCUCAGGAAGAUGCCCUCAGGAAGAUGCCCUCAGGAAAGAUGCCCCCAGGAGAUACCCUCAGGAAGAUGCCUUCAGGAUCAGGAAGAUACCCUCAGGAGAUGCCUUCAGGAAGAUGCCCAGGAAGAUGCCCUCAGGAAGAUGCCCUCAGGAAGAUGCCCCCAGGAAGAUGCCCUCAGGAAGAUGCCCUCAGGAAGAUGCCCUCAGGAAGAUGCCUCAGGAAGAUGCCCUCAGGAAGAUGCCCUCAGCCCAUGCCCAGGAAGAUGCCCCAGGAAGAUGCCCCAGGAAGAUGCCCCAGGAAGAUGCCCCCAGGAAAGAUGCCCUCAGGAAGAUGCCCUUCAGGAAGAUGCCCUCCCCGGAAGAUGCCUCAGGAAGAUGCCCUCAGGAAGAUGCCGAAGAUGCCUCAGGAAGAUGCCCAGGAAGAUGCAGGAAGAUGCCCUCAGGAAGAUGCCCCCAGGAAGAUGCCCCCAGGAAGAAGAUGCCCCCUCAGGAAGAUGCCCUCAGGAAGAUGCCCCCAGGAAGAUGCCCAGGAAGAUGCCCCAGGAAGAUGCCCUCAGGAAGAUGCCCUGCCCUCAGGAAGAUGCCUGCCCUCAGGAAGAUGCCCCCAGGAAGAUGCCGGAAGAUGCAGGAAGAUGCCCCAGCCCUAGGAAGAUGCCCUCAGGAAGAUGCCCCAGGAAGAUGCCCCAGGAAGAUGCCCCCAGGAAGAUGCCCUCCCUCAGGAAGAUGA
This is a messenger RNA of Penaeus vannamei (Pacific white shrimp), 1284 nucleotides long. NCBI's taxonomy places the organism in Eukaryota, Metazoa, Arthropoda, Malacostraca, Decapoda, Penaeidae. The record is from RefSeq and is a predicted model, not a curated record.